UCGCGCUGAACGAAGCGGAGAAGAAGCUCGUGCUGAGUCGGAGAGGAUCAGGAAGCGCGAGCUGAUCUGCUGUCCUCUGCUGUAGGAGUUCACUUCCCUACAUGGUCUAAAUUUACCUCCACAGACACAUCAGGAGAUGCCUCCACAUCACACUGCUGAAAUCAGGAGAGAUUAACUCUGAAAACAUGACGUCCAGAAGUAUCUCUGAGCCUCAGCAAACGUCGUCUGGUCCUCUCCACAAUGACACGUCUCCCACAGAAACGCAGAAACAUACCGAGAAGAAGAGAAACCAUCAGUGCUCCGAGUGCAGGAAGAGCUUUCCUGAUCAGAGUCAUCUCCAGAGACACCAGCGCAUUCACACCGGAGAGAAACCGUAUCAGUGCUCGGAAUGUGGGAAGAGCUUUAGUGACAAACGCAACUUGAAAACACACCAGCACAUUCACACCGGAGAGAAACCGUAUCAGUGCCCAGUUUGUGGGAAGAGUUUUAAUCAACAGAGUAACCUUCAACUACACCAGCUGAUCCACACAGGAGAGAAGCCGUACAGCUGUUCGGAGUGUGGGAGGAGUUUUAAUCAGCACAAUCACUUCCAGCUACACAAGCGCAUUCACACCGGAGAGAAACCGUAUCACUGCUUGGUCUGCGGGAAGACGUUUAAUCAGCAGAGUAACCUGCAGUUACACCAGCGCAUCCACACCGGGGAGAAGCCGUAUCAGUGCUCCGAGUGCGGGAAGAGCUUCAAUCAGCAGAGUCACCUCCAGCUACACCAGCGUGGUCACACCGGAGAGAGGCCGUAUCACUGCGCAGAGUGUGGGAGGAGUUUUAAACAGCAGAGUAACCUACAAGUCCACCAGCGCAUUCACACUGGAGAUAAACCCUAUUACUGCUCAGACUGUGGGCGGAGCUUCAGGCAUUCAAAUUGCGGAGAACCUCAGGUGCCACUGUGAGAGAGAACCUGCUGAGAUGUCUUCAACGAGCAGAUGGACCCGCACAACUACCAGAGUGUGAUCUUAUCCUAAUCUGACUGUCCGGAUUAUCUGAUCAGGAAAGCAGGAGGGCUGUCUAAGCACCCUUUCUUGGCUCCGGAGUUUCGGCAGCUGCUCAGAAAAUCUGCGUCCGUCGCCCCUGUGUUGAAAUCACAUCCGCUGUGAAAUCCGAAUCUCCAGGCUGGCUGCUUUCCUCGCAGCGCUGCGGCUUUCGCUCCGUCUACCUGCCUGCUGGCCUCUUAGCGGUGGGCUAUGGAGGUAACAGCACAGUGCACACACGAGUUAACCAGCGCUUCAUGGAGGGGGUCUAACUCGAGGUACAAAGGGCAACAUCGCGGCCUUAGGUGAGGGUCCAGUACAGCGGGGCACUGUUUACAGCCGCGCUGGGAAUACAUGCUGUCUAGACUGAGUGAUGAUGUCAGGCGCUCGAGCUGAGAUGGUUUAUCUUUCUAUCAUUUUAACUGUGCGAUUAAAAAGCAUAUAGUAGAAGAUGGUGCUGACAGAAUGUACUGUGGCGUCGCUGCGCUGCGCUGUAAGAGUUCAGUUUUCAGAAAUGUUUAUGUUGGGCUGUGUUAAGACUUGUAUGUUGAAGAGCCUGAAUGCGGGGGCAGUGGUGGGUUUCCAGAGCAGAGCAGAGGGCUGUGUUUAGCUGUUAGCGCUGGAGAGGCUGUGUUUCUUCUGUUUUCAGCAAAUUAAAAUUGAAACUGCGUUAUGGAUCGAAACCUCGAGUCGUCUGAGUUCCUCCAAGAACCCAGAUCGGUGCUGUGUUCUGCAGUCUGCACCGUUAUUGAUUUAGCCAAAACAGAAAAAUAUAUAUCUAUACAGCUUUCUUCACUGGGUUUCUUCACACACACACUGUAAGUUGAGGUUCUGGUGGAGGAGAACACGGUUACAGUCGAUCACUGUCAGUGUGUUACUGAGUCAAUCACUAAAAUGAAUCUAAAUUAAUAAACUGUUCCGAUAUCUUAGUCCACAGAGCUGUGACUGUAAAUCAGUACUGCGUUUUACAGGAAAUCCUGUAAACUGAACUGACCACAACAAUGACUGUCAUAAAAACUAAUAAUAAAAAUUAAACAUUCACCAGUUUUCUCUGAUCAUUAAUGAUAUAUUCAACUGAGAAGGAUAAGAUUUCUAUAACUACAUAGAAACUAUUCUAAAACAAAUUUUACAGACGUUAUUGGUAAAAUUCAGUUGAUUAAUCAGAACAAGAAAGGAAUGAGUUAAUAACUAGAUCAUAAAACCAAAGUGAGUCACGUUCCAUAUUAAUAUCAUUAUAUUAACGUUUAUAUUAAUGUUCUCAGACAUUCCUGUUUAAGAGCUGAGAUGUGUUUGUGUGAUUAUUCUCUGAGACUUUUAGUUUGGCUUAAUUUGUUAUUAACUGUCCUGUCAGACACUCAGAGUCGGAGCUGAACUGAGAGCUUCUCUGAUCUGACGGAGUCGCUGAGAUGAACAUCAGUGAGUUUCUGUCCACUGUUUAACUUCAGCUCUGAAACAGCUAAACCUGCUGCUUUAUAUGGUGCUGCAUAAUUAGACCUAAUUUACAUAUAAUUUACAAACCUGUCAGUGAGUCUUUGAUCUUCUCUGCUCGUCUGCUUUUAUCUUAUUUUAUUGGGUUUCGUUUUUUUCCUUCUUUUUCUCCUGAUGAUUUUCUUUGUGUUUGAAAAGUUGAAGAAUCUGUGAUUAAAUUUUCACUGUUU
Molecule: messenger RNA, 2683 nt
Organism: Colossoma macropomum (tambaqui)
Lineage: Eukaryota; Metazoa; Chordata; Actinopteri; Characiformes; Serrasalmidae
Product: zinc finger protein 239-like
Exons: 3
Coding region: 186-947 (253 amino acids)
Biological process (GO): regulation of transcription by RNA polymerase II
Cellular component (GO): nucleus
Molecular function (GO): RNA polymerase II cis-regulatory region sequence-specific DNA binding; DNA-binding transcription factor activity, RNA polymerase II-specific
Source: RefSeq, a predicted model, not a curated record